CGUGUCCAUUUUUUAAAGCUUACAUCCCUUUACCCAUAAAAGAUAUUUAGAGCCUAACUUGUCUCCUUCCAAAGAAAAUGGAGAAUAAUAAUUAUUGGGAAAAAACCAUAUUAUUACAUGAGGAUAGCUCGCCGGAUGCAUCGAAGAACAUUGUGUCAGAAAGGAAUAGGAGGAAGAAACUCAAAGACAAGUUAUUUGCACUUAGAGCUCUUGUCCCAAAAAUAACCAAGAUGGAUAGAGCCUCAAUAGUGAAAGAUGCAAUUGAGUAUAUUGAAGAAUUGCAGAAGCAAGAUAGGAGAAUUCGAGGAGAGAUAUUAGAGCUUGAAUCUAAAAGCUCAAAUAAGAAUAGUACCCAUAUUGAUCUCCAACAUGAAAGCUUUGAUUUUGCAAAGCCCACAACACUUGGAUAUCAUUCUUCCCCAGUUGAUGUUCUUGAGUUGAGGGUAUCUUCAAUGAGAAAUAAGACUGUGGUGGUGAACCUCACUUGCAUCAAAAGAAGAGACACAAUCCUAAAGCUUUGUGACAUCUUUCAAUCUUUGAAUGUCAAAAUAAUUACUGCAAAUAUCCUCACUGCUUCCUCUGGGCCGCUUAUCAGCACAGCUUUCAUUCAGGCUGAUGAGGAAGAGAUUGAUCUUUUGAAGUUGAGGAUUGAAACUGCUAUAGCUUCUCUAAAUAAUCGAGAUAGCCCUAUGAGCUCUUAGAACAACAAUGGCUUGGAUUCAACUAUACAUGUUUCUCCUUCAUGAUAAUGAGGAUGUAUUUAUUCGAAGAGUGGUUUUUUGUUCCAAGUUUGGUCACCUUUGACAGACUAUUUAUGUAGUUUGUAGUUGGUGUUUUUCACAAGAAAUCUCAGUCAAUACAAGUCUACCUUUAUGUCCA
Molecule: messenger RNA, 879 nt
Organism: Solanum dulcamara
Lineage: Eukaryota; Viridiplantae; Streptophyta; Magnoliopsida; Solanales; Solanaceae
Product: transcription factor bHLH35-like
Exons: 5
Coding region: 78-701 (207 amino acids)
Biological process (GO): regulation of DNA-templated transcription
Cellular component (GO): nucleus
Molecular function (GO): protein dimerization activity; DNA-binding transcription factor activity; sequence-specific DNA binding
Source: RefSeq, a predicted model, not a curated record